Molecule: messenger RNA, 1076 nt
Organism: Leptinotarsa decemlineata (Colorado potato beetle)
Lineage: Eukaryota; Metazoa; Arthropoda; Insecta; Coleoptera; Chrysomelidae
Molecular function (GO): acyltransferase activity, transferring groups other than amino-acyl groups
Source: RefSeq, a predicted model, not a curated record
CAUAAGUUUCUCAACUUCUGAGAGCUGUCGUUUGUAUAGGGCGACAGCUGAUUAACGAAAAAACAGAUUUUAAACAGAUUUUGAACAGAUUUUAAACAGUGUCACAUUUAUCGUAUCUGCACAUAUCGAAAUAUGGAUAAAUCCAAUUACCAUGAUGACAUAUUGAAGGAUGUAACUGAUGAAGAAUUGGAAGAUUUGAAAAAUAAGUACAAACAUCAGAGUAUGAUACCGAUGGCAAGUAAUGCUCUGCAUAACGCAAAAAAACUGAGAGAGAAAGGAUGCUGCGGAAUGACAGUUUUGUCCCCAGGAAAAGGAGAUGGAACUGUUUUCAUAUCGUUAGAGUAUUGCCAAACCUAUCAAUUGGCGGUGUUCACGCUGGAUGAAACUGGUGACACAGUAUAUGAAAGUCUAACAAAAACUAAAAGGAUAAAAUUUGAAAGGACAUGGUCGUUCUACGCAAUUCAUAGUAGUAUAUAUCCUGUCAUUGAAAGGGUACUGGAGAGUAAGAAUAUGAAAGUAAAAUGUGCCUUUUCAGCUUAUACUUACAGCAUUCCAAAAGAGGAAGCAAUACUUUUCAAUAUAGAAUGUCCCGAAGAUAUGAAGUUAGGAGAUGUCGAACCGCGCCACUCCAAAAAAAUCCACUCUGGAUGGUCCUUCAAGAAAUAUCCGCAAUCUUACGAGUUUGUGUGUUCUUUAAUUGAAAACAAUGGUGGCGUAGGUUUAUUCCUAAAAUCAACUGAUGAACUGGUUGCGUGGGUAUUGAAAAGUGGUUUAGGUGAACUAGGAUUGCUACAUACUUCGGAAAAAUACAGAAGCAGUGGAUUUGCUUCAAUUGUUAUGAAACAACUGAGUAAGCAGAUUGCACAAGAAGGCCAAGAUCCCGAAACAAAUGUAAUACUGACAAAUGGAGCGUCGAACAAGUUGAUGAAAAAAUUGGGAUUCAAAAACCAUAGUGUAAGCUACUAUUUUUUGAAUCCUCUCUUCCAAAUACAGGGACGUAAUGCAUGAUUCAUCAAAAUAUAUUUACAUAUGUUAAUAUAAGGUUUGGUCAAUUAUACAAUACUUACCCAAACUAA